AUGCCGAAAAAAAAUCACGUUUUUUCAUUUACUCGUGUUAAAACGAUUGAAUUGGCAUUGAAUUUUCAAUAUAUUUUUUAAUAUUACAAAGAUAAAAAACAUGUCAUUUGAUUUGCCCGGUAGCAAUGAAUCUGGUGGUGGUGGUGGUGUCGAUCGUGAACUUAAAGAAUUUUUACUAAUGGAACAAAAGAAAGCUCAAUUUCAACAACAAGUAAAUCGCUUAAAUGAUAUUUGCUGGGAUAAAUGUGUGACCGAUAAACCUGGAUCAAAAUUAGAUUCACGCACAGAAAAUUGCCUGAAAAAUUGCGUCAAUCGUUUCAUUGAUGCUUCAUUAACUGUAGCUCAACGUUUUUCUGGCUUGAUCCAAAAACAACAAUAAUCAAUGCUUGUUUUUUAAUUUCAAUUGUAGAAUAAUAAAUAUAAUACUUUGUUUAAAAAA
Molecule: messenger RNA, 439 nt
Organism: Dermatophagoides pteronyssinus (European house dust mite)
Lineage: Eukaryota; Metazoa; Arthropoda; Arachnida; Sarcoptiformes; Pyroglyphidae
Gene: Tim8
Product: translocase of inner membrane 8
Source: RefSeq, a predicted model, not a curated record